Messenger RNA from Spodoptera littoralis (African cotton leafworm), 2016 nucleotides. Lineage: Eukaryota; Metazoa; Arthropoda; Insecta; Lepidoptera; Noctuidae. The record is from the annotation of a GenBank genome assembly.
AUGAAUGAUGUUCAGUGUUUGAUUGAUCGUCAACUCGGCAUUUAUUGUCGUCUGAACUACGAUAACAUCUUGAAACGACUUAUAGUAGACAGCGAAGAAUCGUACUAUGGGCUGCAGAAUGCCAACAUAGCGGCGAACUUCGACCAGGAUCCGCCGAUAUUUGCAUGCCGAUUCUCGGAGGCUCCCGGUUAUGAGCACAUCCUUGCUCUUGCAAACGAGGAUGGCAGAGUCGCUAUCCAGGAUACAUCCACCGUACUCUCUGCUAGCACACUGGAAGGAUUCCAAUGCCACAACAAUGCUGUCUUUGAUCUAGCUUGGAUGCCUCAGAAUAUGAACUUCGUGACAGUAUCAGGUGACCACACAGCAUGUCUAUGGGAUGUAGGAGAAGGCGCACCUAAAAGGGUCCUAGUAUUUUCUAAUCACACGAGAUCUGUGAAGACUGCAGUGUUCCGACCCACUGAGCCGUCAGUGUUCGCCACCGGCGCCAGGGACGGACACAUACUGAUCUGGGACAUAAGGGCCAACAACCAACCUGCCGUCGUACUCAAACCAGACAACUGUCUCAUGAACUGUCACUCUAGCUUCAACCCCAAGACGCCCGGCUCUCACGGCAAGCGACCUCGCAUCGACAACCACCGCGCCAUCAGUAUCACAGGCCUCGUCUUCCAAGAUGACAUGACGCUCUUAUCUUGCGGAGAGUGCGACGGUAACAUCAAAGUGUGGGAUCUUCGUAAGAACUAUAACAUUUACAAGAGGGAGCCCUUACCGAAACACUCCAUACCUUAUUGCGGGAGCUCGACCAAGAAUGGAUAUACCAACUUAAUAAUAGACGAUGCCAGAAUGAGAUUAUACGCCAGCUGCAUGGACAAUGUUAUUUACUGUUUCAAUAUAUCAACUUACAAUGCCAUGCCGGAACAGAGAUACAUAGGACACGAGAACAGCACCUUCUACAUCAAGACUUGUCUCAGUCCCGACAGCAUGUACCUAGUCAGCGGUAGCAGCGAUAAGAACGCCUACAUAUGGAAUGUCAAAUACUCGGAGCCCAUCGUGAAGCUGACGGGGCACUGGGCCGAGGUAACCUGCGCCGCUUGGUGCCACAAGGGAGACAUGAAACUUGUCACAUGCAGCGACGACGCAAGACACAAGAUCUGGAGGAUCGGCAAGGAAUUUCCCGAUGUUGAUAUCGAGUUAAAGGGGCGCGCUGAAGUCGUACCGCGCACAGAUAUUACCAGCCUGCCACAGUGGGGCUCCUUAGAUAAAACACCCAAUUCUCUUAAACGUAAACUAGUGACCACCCCUGGGUCGUACAGUGCCAAACGUAUGCGUUCACAGGCAAUUAUAUCUAAUAGAAAAACAAAACGAUGUCUCACAGAUCUCAUGAAUGCUUCAAAAGAUGCCGAAGAUAUUGAAAUAUCGACAAAAAGACUGAAAUUAGAAACUCAUCCUGAAGAACUUGAACCAAAGUUGCUACCUGCAGGCAUUAAACGUCAUGGAGAGUGCCUCGAACAAAGUCCACCUAGAAACUGCCACAUAGAAGCAUCCAACGACUGGUGCUACAUGCCUAAAGCCGGUGCCUCUUUCAUGACACCAACCAAAAAUUACGAGAACAAACAGUGCAAAAUAUUAUCACCUAAAGGCAUGAAGCCAUUGUCUCCUACAACUUCACAUAAUUAUUCAUCUCCAGUGCGAGUGUCGCCAACUAAAGUGAGGGUAAUAAGUUUCACGACGCCCACUAAGAACCUGCCUAACUAUGUGUUAGAUGGGGAGGCGCCACACUUGAGACUCAUGUCUCCAGUUAAGAAAAAAGACGCUACUACGGAUUGGUUGACCCGCAUGGGUCGCGAAAAAAAAGGAAAAUGUCCGGAAGUCAUGGAGAAAUUAAGUGUUACUGCACCGCUUAGUCCCAAAGAAAAUAUUCCACAAAGAAGGAAUUCCGUAUCAGAAAGAACACCAAAAUCUGGUAAGAAAAAUAGAACAUUAUUGAAAUAUUUUAAUGUAACUGUGAAAGAGAAAUAA